Diachasma alloeum is the source of this 1267-nucleotide messenger RNA. It is a transcript of the gene Or82, whose product is annotated as odorant receptor Or2. Gene Ontology annotation, cellular component: plasma membrane. Gene Ontology annotation, molecular function: odorant binding; olfactory receptor activity. NCBI's taxonomy places the organism in Eukaryota, Metazoa, Arthropoda, Insecta, Hymenoptera, Braconidae. Bases 1 to 1239 code for a protein of 412 amino acids. Gene Ontology annotation, biological process: sensory perception of smell; detection of chemical stimulus involved in sensory perception of smell. The transcript is spliced from 6 exons. The record is from RefSeq and is a predicted model, not a curated record.
AUGAUGUCGCAUCCAGUGGAGACACUACCAAUUCGCCUGACCAAAUUUUUCCUCAGCGCAGCUGGCUUCACCAUUGCCACCACUAGGCGUGAAAAAAUAGUUGUUGAUGUCAUUGUGACUUAUUCCACUAUAGCUCUCUCAUUCGCCUGUUGUGUCACCGGUAUGGAUAUUUACAACUGCUGGGGCUCAUUCUACGAAUUUGUAUACUCGUUCAUUGGAUUCGGCACGUGCUUCAUCGUCCAGUCGAAAUUCGCGGUGUUCAUGGUGAAGAGGAAGAAGUACUUGAAACUAAUGAAGUACACUAGUGAGAUUCUGUGGACUAGGCAUCACACUGAGUACGGGAAGGGAAUCAUCAAGGAGUGCGAGAAACAGGCCAUGCAUUUUAUCAUUUUGUUCACUUUUCUGGCCCAGGGAGUCAGCCUGUGCUACACUAUCCAGCCUAUUUUACUUAAUAUCGGGAAGAAUGAGACUGAUAGACUUUUUCCAUUCACGUUUUGGGUGGAUCUGCCAAUAUACAUAUCUCCCUGGUUCGAAAUAGCUUUUGCCAUACAGGUACUGAGCUGCUAUCACACAUCAAUUUGUUACUUCUGCUUCGACAAUUACCUAGCCCUCACCAACAUAUUCAUAACUGGGCAGUUUAAAAUCGUGAAGAACAGACUGGAGACACUCUUUGACGUGCACACCCUCGACCCGAAGGACGGCAAUGGAAUCAAGAGAUGGUGUGUGGCGAGGAGUAGAGGACUGGGGAGAAUUGCUCGUGAAUUGAAAAACUGCGUCAAGCAGCAUCAGAUGCUGAUUGAUCUCGUUGACCAAGUGGAGGACAUAUACUCGUUCAUAAAUCUUCUCCAAGUACUUGUCUUUAGUUUUCUCAUUUGCCUGGUUGGAUAUCAACUCAUACUGCCCGGAAACUCUACAAUGAGACGCAUCCUCUUUGUUGUAUACUUUGGCGGAUGCUUCACGCAACUAUUCACAUUCGCCUUCACAUGCAAUAACUUGACCCUGGCGAGUUUGGAUGUUGGUGAAGGGCCUUGGCAUUCAAAGUGGAAUACUAAAAUUCGUUGUAAGGAAGGUCGAGCCAUCGUUCGAGAUUUGCAGAUGGUCAUCAUGAGGGCCCAGAGUCCGUGCAGAUUGACAGCUUUCGGGUUUUUUCCUGUGACUCUCAAUACAUUCAAAUCAAUGCUGAGCACCGCAUUCUCAUAUCUGACCCUGAUGAGAAACAGUGAAGAGAUGAUUGAAUAAAAAUUUCAAUUUUUUGAGGACAAUGAGA